Molecule: messenger RNA, 1533 nt
Organism: Rana temporaria (common frog)
Lineage: Eukaryota; Metazoa; Chordata; Amphibia; Anura; Ranidae
Gene: KRT18
Product: keratin 18
Exons: 7
Coding region: 74-1441 (455 amino acids)
Biological process (GO): intermediate filament cytoskeleton organization
Cellular component (GO): keratin filament
Molecular function (GO): structural molecule activity
Source: RefSeq, a predicted model, not a curated record
CUACUCCGACUAACACUGAGUAGCCAGCAGCUUUGUGUCAGUGUGCACCUCUGUCCCUAUCCAAACUGCAACCAUGAGUUUCUCCACUUCUUCCUAUUCCCCACUGAAAUCCCAGCGCCUCUUCUCCUAUGGCUCUCAGAUGGGAGGAGGUAGCAGUGCUGCCAGUGUCCAUGCUGGGGCAGGGGGCUCAGGCUCUCGGAUCUCUGUGUCCAGGGUGUCUACAGUGAGCUCUGGCUUUGGUGGUGGCUCGGGAUACAGUGGUGGCUCGGGAUACGGUGGUGGCUCAGGAUACGGUGGUGGAUUCGGUGGUGGGGUAGGAUACAGUGGUGGCUCUGGUGCAGUAGCAUCUUCAAUGAGUCUCCUAGGAAGUGGCCAGAAUGAGAAAGAGACCAUGAUUGACCUCAAUGACCGCCUGGCAUCCUACCUGGAUAGGGUACGCAGCCUGGAGUCCUCCAAUCAAACCCUGGAGCUGCAGAUUCGUCAGCAUAUGGAAAAGAAGGGACCCAUCAAGGACUGGUCUCCAUACUUCAAAACUCUGGAAGAACUGCGCAAACAGGUAUUUGAUAGAACUUUGGACAACUCUCAGCUAGUCCUGCAGAUUGACAAUGCCCGCCUUGCUGCCGAUGACUUCAGAGUAAAGUUUGAAUCCGAGUUGGCAAUCCGCCUGUCUGUGGAGACUGAUAUUAAUGGACUGCGCAAAGUAAUAGAUGACACCAAUAUCUCCAGACUCAACCUGGAGAAUGAGAUCGAGUCCCUGAAGGAGGAACUAAUCUUCCUUAAGAAGACCCACGAGGAUGAUGUCCAUGGGCUCCAGAGUCAGAUUGCUGGCUCCGCAUUAACAGUGGAGGUGGAUGCUCCCAAUACUCAAGAUCUAGGCAAAAUCAUGAAUGACAUCCGAGCACAAUAUGACACACUGGCACAGAAGAACCGUGAAGAUGCAGAAAAAUGGUACCAAGCAAAGGUGGAGGAGCACACUGUACAGAUCACCCAAGAUUCAGAAGCCCUUCGUUCCACCAAGACGACAGUGACAGAACUGCGUCGCAAUAUGCAGUCUCUGGAGAUAGAGCUGGAAACCCUACGCAAUCAGAAACACAGCCUGGACAGUUCCCUUCAUGACACAGAAAGUCGGUAUGGUAUGGAACUGGAAAUGCUUUGUGCCCAAGUUCAGUCACUUGAAGGAGAGCUAACACAAGUACGCAAUGACUGCCAGAGACAACAACAGGAGUACCAGGCCCUACUAAACACCAAGUUAAGGCUAGAAUCCGAAAUCCAGACCUACAGACGUCUCCUCGACGGAGAUGAUUUCAGCCUUCAAGAUGCCCUCUCUGCAUCCUCUGCAUCCUCCACGCAGACGGUAAAGAAAGUCAUCACAACGACACAGAAAAUUAUAGAUGGAAAAGUUAUUUCAGAAAGUAACGACACACAUGUUCUUCAGUCCUAAAUGACACACUAUUGCCUGGAAACCUUUUUUUGUGUCUUUUUAGUUUUUAUGUCCAAUGCCUUUCAGUUAAUAAAGAAUCCAGGUUUUGCAUA